Messenger RNA from Pyrenophora tritici-repentis Pt-1C-BFP, 1329 nucleotides. Its product is annotated as UbiH, 2-polyprenyl-6-methoxyphenol hydroxylase and related FAD-dependent oxidoreductase. The record is from RefSeq and is a predicted model, not a curated record. Gene Ontology annotation, molecular function: FAD binding. NCBI's taxonomy places the organism in Eukaryota, Fungi, Ascomycota, Dothideomycetes, Pleosporales, Pleosporaceae.
AUGCCAAGCAACUCUUUCAAGGUCAUCAUCAUUGGUGGUGGACCGGUCGGACUAACCGCUGCUCACGCGUUACAUCUGGCCAACAUCGACUUCCUCGUCCUGGAACGAAAUGAUGAUGUUGCUGUCGAUGCUGGAGCUAGUCUUGUGCUUGGGCCUCAAGACAUGCGCUUCAUGCAACAGCUGGGCCUGCUCGACAAAUUGCUUUCGAUUGGGCAGAAAGCAAUAAGUAAUAAAUCAUUUACGAAGGAAGGCAAAAAGUUCACAGACAGUACAGCCAUCCAGAUAAGUCGGGGAAACUUUGGCCUCGAACCUCUCGCGUUCCAUCGAGCCGACCUUGUACGAGCCUUAUUAGACGCCUUGCCACAGAGCGCAAGGGAUAAAUACCUGCUCAGUCAGAAAGUCGUGGAUGUCUCCACUAGCGACACCGGCGUAGUCGUUGUUUGCGCCAACGGAAAAACUUACUCCGGAUCUAUGGUACUUGGAGCCGAUGGCGUGCAUAGUCAAACGCGAAAGGCAAUGCACAGGCUUUCAGCCGAGAGCAAAUUCUCAGCGAGCCGGAAUCCAGAACCGCCCUUCUCCGCCAACUACCGAUGCUUAUGGUCCAACUUUCCUCGACCAUGCGAAGCUGGGGAGGCUACCGAUACGCAAGGCAAAGACCGCUGCACUAUGUGGAUCACUGGCCGUGACCGUGGUUGGAUAUUCCUGUACGAGAAAUUGCCACAGCCUACCACGGAGUCCAAGCGAUAUACCCAGUCCGAGAUGGAUGAAUUCGCAGAUAGCUUCGCAGACUGGCCGGUCAAUGAUAAAUUCAAGAUCAAGGAUGUCUACAACAGCUCAACGGCAGGCAUGGCGAACUUGGAAGAGGGCAUACUCGAGCAUUGGAGCCUGGGACGGAUCGUGCUCGCCGGUGAUUCCUGUCACAAGUUCACACCUAACGCAGGUCUCGGGUUUACAAAUGGGAUCCAAGACAUAGCCUUGAUCUGCAACCUGCUCCACGAUGCUGUGCAAGCGAGCAAAAACCCCGAAAUUAGCGAGCCUACUCUUCAGGAAAUUUUCCAGAAGUACCAGGCCGAACGAAAAGCAGUGCUCGAAUUCGACCGGGGCCUAUCAGCUGUCGCUAUUCGUGGCCAAUCCUGGGCAAAUCCAAUCUACUGGUUCUUAUACCGGUUUCUCGUGCCUUUAUAUGUUUUCCAAUGGUUUGUGCAAACAUAUAUUGUCGGUCCGCGGAUGAAGCAAAGCAGGGUUCUCAGUUACGUCUUUGGUGAAGACCGCAUCAAAGGUCGCAUUCCAUGGACGUAUUCAAUCUAUGCGAAAGGGAAAGAGCCUUAG